UUCGUCACCCCCUCUGUUCGUGCAACGCGGUGGAAAAGACGAAAUUCCGCCUCUGCCUUUUUCCCUCCGCCUAAAACAAACUACAGUUCCCUAGUUAUCAUGGGAAACGCGGGGCAGUUACGCGCUGCGGAGACGCGCUGUACAGAAAGCGAGAGGAAUGGGGGAGGGGCGGCAGGUAAAGAGCGAAGGGGAUGGCGAGGAGCGGGCGGCGCUUGCGCACACGCGCUCCCAUCCCUGCGCAUCGCUCCCCUCCCCCCACCUCUUUUUUGCAGCAUCAGUACCGCGUUCGGAAUCGCAUUCGUGUGCUGGAGUCAGAGCGCGCUGCGGGGCAUCACUGCACCGCCACGGAGGACGCACCAUCACUGAACCAGGAAUAGGGAAAGGGGGAAAAGGGCGUGAAGUAGCGCAGAGGGGGAAAACAGGGAAAUCCGUUGUUGAGAAGCACCUACAUCUGUGGAAAACUACAGACAGGAGCCAGACGAUUGGUAAUAAACACACAAACGCAUCGGAAAUCUCAAGCGACGUUUUUGGCCAGCACGGCGGGGAAAAAUGAAGGAUCGCACGCAGGAACUACGAAGUGCUAAGGACAGUGAUGAUGAUGAAGAAGUCGUUCACGUUGACCGAGAUCACUUUAUGGAUGAAUUUUUUGAACAGGUGGAGGAGAUCCGCGGCUGUAUUGAAAAGCUGUCAGAGGAUGUAGAACAGGUGAAGAAGCAGCACAGUGCCAUUCUAGCAGCACCUAACCCUGAUGAAAAGACCAAGCAGGAGUUGGAGGACCUCACAGCUGACAUCAAGAAGACAGCCAAUAAAGUGCGCUCUAAAUUAAAAGCAAUCGAACAAAGUAUCGAGCAGGAGGAAGGUUUGAACAGAUCGUCUGCAGAUUUGCGAAUCCGUAAGACACAGCAUUCCACGCUGUCACGCAAGUUUGUGGAAGUGAUGACAGAGUACAACACCACGCAGUCCAAAUACAGGGACCGCUGCAAGGACCGCAUUCAGAGACAACUGGAAAUUACUGGCAGAACAACCACCAAUGAGGAGCUGGAGGAUAUGCUGGAGAGCGGGAAGCUUGCCAUCUUUACUGAUGAUAUCAAGAUGGACUCUCAGAUGACCAAGCAGGCACUAAAUGAGAUUGAGACCCGACACACUGAGAUCAUCAAGUUGGAGAACAGCAUUCGUGAGCUGCACGACAUGUUUGUGGAUAUGGCCAUGCUGGUGGAGAGUCAGGGAGAAAUGAUUGACAGAAUCGAGUAUAACGUGGAACACUCUGUGGACUAUGUAGAGAGAGCAGUUUCAGACACCAAGAAGGCUGUCAAAUACCAGAGUCAGGCACGCAAGAAGAAGAUCAUGAUCAUCAUCUGCUGUGUAAUUUUGGGAGUGGUUUUGGCAUCCACCAUCGGAGGAACCCUGGGCUUCUAAACGACAUGACGAGAGAAGAAAACUUGGGAGAGCUGAGUGCUUUCUCCACUUAAACACGAAAUGAGGAAACUGUCAUAAAACGGGGGUUGGGUAGGGUUAAAAACGAAUAUUCUAAAUCAUACAAACGAAAACAAAAUAAACAAGGGAGAUGUUACUUACUAGCUGAUUUAAAUAUAUACAAAAGUGGGUUCAAAUAAACAUAAUAUUUACAAACUGUACAUGUAAAUGUAUUGAACAUAAAAGCAGCACAUGGGUCACUACCUGUAAAGGAAUAAAAUCAACUUUCGUUUUUAUUUCUUAUUUUUUUAGCGUUGCUUUUAUUUUGGGGGGCAUCCAGGACAGUGCCAGCAACUGCUAAAUUGUUUUAUGUUCCAGCAGAACAUGGUGUUUGGCUAACCAUAAAUGCAUUACGAAUACUAACCUACUGACUGCAUAGAUGUUAUAGACAAUAGUCAUAGUCAGAAGUUACGAGUGAUCGCUUACGUUCAAACAAAAUCUCUCAUUGUUACGAUAUUAGUUAACUGAUUACCGAACGUUACCACCUGGCAGCGUUGGAUUGCGUCAACCUCACAGCUUAAUUUCUUCAGUUUUAUUGUUGGAAGACGAAAACAAGCAAUGAAAAAAACAUGAUCUAAGAAGCACACAUUAUUUAACAAUAGUGAGAGGAAGUGACAUCACUAAGUUUGUACAUAAGAGUUUUUUCUUUGUGGCUUUGCCACCAACGUCACUUACUGUACUGUUGAUAGUUGGCAGUGAAAAAAAUGUCAUUUUUGAUUUUAAUGUCGCCACAUUGUUACGCAUUUAGUGAGCUACACUGGGUUCGGUAGGGCGGCAUUGUGCAAACUGUUAAACUAUGCAGUUUUGAUAGCGAAAAGUGCCCCUGAUUUUUUUGUUAAAUCAUGAUAGAGGAACUACAGAAGGAUCUUAACUGGUCUAGAGAUUUCUUAAAAGAGAUGUUAUAAAAAAGAUAAUUUAACGUCAAUACUUGAAGCAAUGCCUAGCCUAAAUAUUUUCUUUUGGAAAAUAGUCAGUUCUGCUGAGGUAUAUUAUUUAAGUUCAUUUGCUUCAUAUAGAUAUUUAUUUAUAUUAUCACGUAGACGAAAAGUUUGAACUGGACAAUUUUGGUUUUGAAGGAUAUUGCUUGACGUUUUCACCUUGGUGCUAGUUGAGAGACUCAUAAAAUGAAACAUUUACUGGAACAAGACAGAGGUCGCCACGUUAAAUUCUACAUAUCUAAAAAUGAUGGGGCUCAGUGCAGACAAUAUUCAGUGGAAGUAAAUUGUCGUAUGGUUUGUCAAGCUGAGGACCUAAUUGAAACACCUAUUAUGCAGUCACUAAAUAUGACAAAUUUUUAUUAAACAAUGUCCAUGCUAGCACCUCAAGAUUUCAAGACAGAACUAGCUUAGAUUUUUUUCGUCCAAAGACACAAAUCAAACAGCUGGAUCGAUUUGUUGCAUUUCUUUCUUUUUAGUUGUCGAGACAGAAAGUGCAAGCUUGGUGAAAUGCGUUCUGCUUGUUUCAAAUUCAAGGGCUAAAAUUCCAAACCAAACUUUAGCUCUGUUUUCUGUUUGUUGAUACACAUUCACAAUCCCUCUUCGCUCGAUUAGUCUCAGACAACUAUGCGCUUAGAAAGCCCGUUUUUCCUCAUCGUUAAACAGCAUGUAAAUGAGAAAAGUGCACUCAUUUUUCCAAUAUUGACUUACAUUUUCCAUGUACUGCUUUUCACUGAAAAUAUAGCCUAUAUAUAUAUAUAUAUAUAUAUAUAAAAACAGGAGCCCCCCACACCCUCUCACGACCCAAAGCAAAGUAGUGGGGAACAGGAAUGAAUUGGGGAUGUAUACUGUACACUUUUUACAAAGCCUGAGGCAGAGGACCGUAACUAUUUUGCUUUACUCAUUUCAGUAAUGUCCAGCAUGUUUUCUUUGAAACUUCUGUGUAUUGAGUGUCAAAUCACUUACAUGUAUGGUAAAAUGAGGUAAAUAUGUAUGUCGGUGUUGUUUUUAGUAGAAGAUAUAGCUGGAAGGCCCUUAUUUGUUAACGCAUGCAACUUUCUCCUUGUUAGUUUGCAUGGCUCUCUAUCAUGUGUGCACUUUACAAUCAAAGAAAACAAUGUCUUACGCCGCAACAUUUUUUUUUUCUCGGUUGGUUAACGUUCGUUUCUUAAUUCUUACUUUUGAAGGGUUGGAUGGGGGGAUUGACACGAUAUAAUAAGUUUCACCGCCCGUGUCAUCAGGACCCUGACAAUGCUCUAGUUUUACCACAGUCCUCAUGAAUGCUGUGGGUGUGCACAUGAAUACAAAAUGUGGGUAUUUUGUUCCCCAUUAGUGCAAAGCGAUGCACUUUUCCCCCCAUCCUCGCCCUCUGGAAACGCUCCGGGUAAAAUCGUUUUUCCUGCAUUUUCGAUUCGUUUCACUAUUACCCCAAUGUUUACCCAACUUGACUGUCGUGCUUAACUGGUGACGAUAUGUGAAUUAUUUCGUAAAGACUAUUGUUUAUCGUGAGUCGUGUGCUGCGGUGUCGAAUUGUGCAACUCAAAGGCCAAGUGUGUGUGCCCCUGUUCCCUCGCCAUUUUUCCUUUUUUAAACGCGCGUUGCUGUAUAGUGUGCAUGAGCGUUUUUGUGCGUGCGUGUGGUUGUGUGUGUGCUCGUCUGCUCUUAAAGCCCUAAGCGGUGUCGGCGUAGGGGCUCCUCUGGUUUGCUGCUCUAUGGGUCGCAGCUACAGAGUCCCGGUUUUGUGCGACUUCAUUCAAAUGUUGAGAAAAGUAAUAAGAUUUAAAAGCCAAAGCGUUAUGCGAGUACAGAGCACAAUGGUACAGUCGACUGUAUUGUGUAGUCCUCUCCGCCCGUAAGUCUUUGCGUGCGCGUCGUUUUAAAUUCCACACCAUUCAAACUACAAGGUUCUCAUGAAAGUUUUGUUUCUUUGUUUUUCCUUUUUCAAGAAUACCUGUAUAUUGUGUACUACACGAGCUUGUUCGUUUUAAAGCACUUUCUCCAAAAACAGCUAAGUACAAAACAAAUGUUUCCCAGCAAUGUUCAAAGUUUGUUUGUAUGUUGUUUUGUUUUUCUUUUCCCUACGAAUGAUGCUCUAUAUAUUGUCAUUUUCCCCCCACACUUUAUUUCUGCCUCUGUGCUGGCAAUACAUUAGACGUAGACAUUAGAUCAGCUCUGGUUAAAAACGUUGAAAUAAAAAUUGUAUAAUAACAUGGGUACAGAUCUGGAAGAACGUUUUCUUAGUUGUUGAACGUUGAUUUUUGUUCCACACUGUUUUGGAUGUUUGUCACAUGAACACUGAAACGACCAGACAGCACUAGCAUAACACAGCACAUUGAGAAGGCAUUUUGUAAAUGAGUGAAAAUUACAAACUGAUUAUGAAAACAAUGUACCUUUUAGAGCUUAACUGCAUAUCAGUCUUUUUGGUUGGGGUUGUCGAGCACCUCAUCACAGCAGGUCGCGUCAUUUGUUCAAUCUGCCGCUGUGCUGACCGAACCUUCAAACACAUUUGUGUUGUUUAUCUGCACCUUGGCUGACGUAAGCGAACAGCCGAAACCUGCGAUCGUGAUUAACCCGACAGCCCCACCCACAAAACCUCCUUAAUUUCAAGCAUUUUUGUGUCAUUCCUUUGAUGUAUAUUCCCAUUAAACUUUAUACCAGUAUUCUUGUUUCAGUGUUAGAUUUAGGAUGAGGAUACGGUUUGUAGAGAUGUGGCUCAAACUGUGAUUAGGGCAAAAUGAUCAUCGCCACGGUCACAUGAUGACCUGCAGCGUUGUGAUGAAUAUUAUAUUAUAAUUAAAGGAAGACGCAGUAACCACUUGCUGACUGGAUAUGGAUGACAUAAUUGAAUUCUACCGUUAUCAAAUGUGAUGAAUUAUAUAACUACGAUGAUUUAAAAACUCCCGAGAAGUUGUGUUAUAUUAGUAGUAAUAUUGAAUGCUCGCGAUUUUGUCAAUCUGAACUGAAUCUUUGUCUUGUAAUUAUUGUAAAUAUUUCAACGAGAGAAAAAAAUGACUUGCAUGUCCAUGUAUAAAACUACUAAAAUAGUUCCUGUCAAAGUUGUGAGGUUGAUUGAUUUUUCUUUUUCUUUGCCCUGGUCACACAGGUGUUUACUGUUGACCGCAAGUAUGUACGCUCACAGCAUAUUUCGUUUCCGAUGAUGUCAGUAUGUAUUACGCAAAAGUGGAACAACGCUUUACCAUCCGAUUCAAAACAAUGUUAACUCGGACAGCCGCUAGCGGUUCAACUCUGAGGAAAGUGCUUCCCUCCAUGUGCACCGUCGAUACAGUAGAUCUACAGGUCACACGUCACAUCUGUAGCUUCCGGAAACCAUAAACGCUCAACUCUCUCGCAUUUACCGCCCUUGCAGAGGUCCACCGCAUCGUCAGAUGUAGAACAAAUUAUUGGCGGGAUUACGUGUUACUUUGGCAGUCGUGCUGGUUAGAGCUGUACAUAACCUAGAAAACUUUGCACCCUGUAGCAUGUUUGAAAUUCAAAAGCUAUGAUAUUCAAAUGCUUGGCAGAUGAUGAACAGACUGAAUGAUAAAUAAAGCAAGCAAAAUAAAAGGCUCAUCUGUGCAAUACAAAGAAAAGGGCUUUCUCACACAUCCACACGAAAGCACUGACGUCAAUAUCAUUGUGGGAACCUAGGAAAACUACAGUCAGUUCCAGCCGUGGCUUUAUGUGUUGCCAAACGACUCCUUUCCCCGCUUAAACCACAAUGGGAUGGGCACCAAGGAUGGGAAGGAAGAAAUUAAAUCGAUUUCUGCAACUUUGACUGGAAUUGCAACUUCUGUCUUUUAUUUUCUGUGUGUGUAUGUGUGUACUGUAUUGUAAAAAAAGGAAAAAGAUACAAACAAACAAACAACUUAAUUGUCCCUCUCUCCCCCUCUCUUGUAAAACUGUUUGAUGUUCUGUUUGGUUAGUGUGGCGUACCAGUAGCCCUCUCCUCUCUUAAACCUUUGCUAUCUUCCUACCUUCUCUCACAAACUCUCUCCCUCUUUUCUCCAUGGAUCUUUAAGAUGAGAACUCUAUGCAGAUGCUGUCUUUUAUAAGUGUGUCAAAAUUUUAAGUUGAAAUGAAAAUGAAAAAAGAAAAACCCCAACAAACAGAUAUUAUGAACUGAAACAAAAAAUAAAGAAAAACGAUUGUCCAGUGUAA
Triplophysa dalaica is the source of this 6566-nucleotide messenger RNA. It is a transcript of the gene stx1b, whose product is annotated as syntaxin 1B. The record is from RefSeq and is a predicted model, not a curated record. Lineage: Eukaryota; Metazoa; Chordata; Actinopteri; Cypriniformes; Nemacheilidae. Gene Ontology annotation, molecular function: SNARE binding; SNAP receptor activity. The coding region runs from base 550 to 1416 and encodes 288 amino acids. Gene Ontology annotation, biological process: intracellular protein transport; vesicle fusion; exocytic insertion of neurotransmitter receptor to postsynaptic membrane. The transcript is spliced from 10 exons. Gene Ontology annotation, cellular component: endomembrane system; SNARE complex; plasma membrane.